AUGCACUCACCUUCUCACGAUCAAGGCAGCACGGUGACAGAUUUCUUACCUGCUGAGCGUGCAAGAGGCAUCACGAUUCAGUCCGCAGCCAUCUCAUUCUCCUGGCCCCCAUCUGCUGGCCAUAAGGAGCAACCAUCCACACCCGGAACUCCAAGAUCUUCGAUCCCACACAACAUUAAUCUGAUCGACACACCUGGCCAUGCGGACUUCACAUUCGAGGUUUUACGAUCAUUGCGAGUUCUAGAUGGAGCAGUAUGUAUCUUAGACGGCGUGGCAGGAGUCGAGGCGCAGACGGAAAAAGUAUGGGCUCAAGCAGGAGCCUAUGCCAUUCCCAAGAUUAUCUUCGUGAACAAACUGGACCGGGAUGGUGCUGCAUUUGCAAGAACUGUAAAGGAAGUUGGAGCAAGACUUAAUGCUUGGCCUGCUGUGUGCGGCAUUCCCUGGUGGAAUUCUGAAGGACGACUGCAGGGCGUCGGCGAUGUUGUCGGUCUUCGAGCGCUCAAAUAUCCCGAAGGUGGCGAUGGCAAAGAUAUCAAAACCUUCGACAUGGAACAGCUGAAGGCUGAAGAUCCGGCACUUGCUGCAGAGCUGAAGAAAGCUCGUAUCGCGCUGGUUGAACGACUUUCUGAACAUGAUGAUGAAAUGGUCGAGAAGUACCUUGAAGCUGAGGAAGACCAUUUGGCAAUCAGCUCCAACGACACGAUCGAAUCGCUUAGAAGAUGUGUAUUGCAAAAUCCCCAGCAAGUCGCACCUCUGUAUGCAGGAGCUAGCUUUCGGAACAUUGGAGUCCAGCCGCUCCUGGACGCGGUUGUCGACCUACUGCCUGCACCAGAAGAGCGACCGGAUCCUGAAGUCAGCCUUGGCUCCGACUCUGCCACCAAGGGUGGUCUUGGUGCCUUCUUGUCUGGCAAACUCGUUGCCAAGGCUGCGCCAGCGGAGCUCAAGAAAGGCAAAGCAAAACCGUCGAUGGCAUUGCAGAAUCUCGAGACUUGCGCGCUGGCAUUCAAAGUCGUCGCCGAUGCGAAACGCGGCGUCCUGGUCUACGUACGAGUGUACUCUGGCAUUCUAAACAGGAACGUAUCUCUCUGGAACACUAACUUGCAGAAUAUGGAACGAGCUCAGAGACUGCUCAAAAUGUAUGCAAAUGAUGCUGUGGAGAUCGAUUCCAUCUCUGCAGGGCAGAUUGGAGUAAUACCUGGUCUCAAAUUUGCCAGGACAGGAGACACCUUGAUCUCGUAUCAUGGGGCCAACCCCAAGACUGGACCGCCAUCUCCAGUCAGCACAUUACAGCUUCGACCAAUCGAUGUGCCGCCUCCAGUAUUCUUCGUCAGUGUUGAGCCAAACAGCCUAGCAGAAGAGCGACCUAUAAAGGAGUCACUAGAGCUUCUACUGCGAGAGGAUCCCAGCUUGCACGUCUCAGUCGAUGAAGAGAGCGGCCAGACGCAUCUAUCUGGUAUGGGCGAGCUCCAUCUCGAGAUUGCAAGAGAUCGUCUCGUACAGGACCUCAAGGCCAAAGCCCGAAUUGGCAACAUUGAGAUUGGCUACCGUGAAGCAGUGACUGGGGCCAGUGCGUCUAUCACUGAGGUCUUUGAUCGCGACAUUGGAGGCAAGAGUGCCAAAGCCGCUUGCAUGGCUAGUGUGGAAUCGUUAGACGACGAAGUUGGGCCAGAUGGCAAGCACACGCACACCUUCACGCUCCACGACAACAAUUGCCUCACCAUCACUACGCCAACACUUCGCAAGGAUGGCUCAAGUGUUGACGAGGAGAAGCCGAGCCUACCAGACACUAUACCGAUGCAGACACUUCUCCAAUCAUUCCAGAAUGGUGUUUCGGCUGCUAUGGCUCGCGGUCCCGUCCAUGGCUACCCUCUUCACUCGACAGAUAUCAAUAUCACGUUUGACCCCUCGCAGCAUCUUUUCUCAAACACCACACCAGCAGCGCUCUCUUCCGCAGCCCGACUGGCUGUGCACUCGGCUCUGAAGCAGAGCGCAGAAUCGAGUCCAAGCGUCAUGAUGGAGCCCGUCAUGCUAGUCACAAUCUCCGUCAACGAAGACUCGCUAGGAUCUGUGGUGCACGACAUCUCAUCAGCACGUGGAGGCAGCGUUUUAUCUCUCGGCGCCGAGGAUGAAACCGAUGCAUCGCAACAGGACAUGGACGUGAAGAAGAUAUAUACACCCCCAGACCCUUUCGCCGGAAGCAGUUCUGGAUUCGCCCAUGCAAGUCUAAGUGGAGGCAGUGGUAUGAGACAGAUUGUCGCCAGAGUACCAUUGAAAGAAAUGGUAGGAUAUCUCAAGCACUUGAGAAGUCUGACCGCUGGACGAGGGACUUUCACGAUGGUCGUCGACAAUUUUGAACGACUCAGCGCUCAACGGCAAAAAGCUGCACUCAACGAGAUGCGAGGCGAAUAUGCUUGAGAACAGAGCAUUGUACAAUACUGUAUCAUACUAAUGAAGUCUGCUCCUCAUCGUCACUAUUCCGAGCCAAAGCAGGGCUGAUUUCAAACAGGCUCAACAGUCCUAACCCCUGCCCUAGCAGGGCUCGCCGGCAAUGCAACGCCGCCUUCCAACCUCAUAUCCUUCAUAGCCUUAACCAUUCCACACUGCGGACUGGUCUCCCUACUGCUCCCAGGCCUCUCGCCACUCACAGGCCUCGACUUAUUCCCCUUCUCCCCACUCAACACAGGUAAAGAAAUCUCCUCCGCUCCGAGCGUCUGCUUAAUAUCCUCUAACAACAGAUCCAUAGGACAAAUAUACGUUCUACCUUGUCGACUAGCGAGGACAUGUCCACAAACUCUUCCGUCCUCAUUGCUGAUCACCCAUGCACCAGAGUCACCUCCCACUCCAAAGUUGGCUGCUGUGAUCGUCCAACUCGCACUGAAGGUACUGCGACCAUGGAUUUUUACGAGUUCCAUUGUACUCGACACGAUACCACUCCCCAGUCCUGAUGUUCGUCCGAGGCAAUGGACUUUGGCGUGAGCGAUGUCUUGGCUUGCUCGGAUGGAUGUGGGGUAGGAAUUUCCGUGACGAUCACCUCCUUUGCGACAGAAGCGCGUGCCGCCCUUUAUGAUGUUGUAAGUUGGGAGACGUGGAGGUAGGAGUUCGAAGAGCGCCCAGUCGAUUUCUUG
Molecule: messenger RNA, 3125 nt
Organism: Pseudocercospora fijiensis CIRAD86
Lineage: Eukaryota; Fungi; Ascomycota; Dothideomycetes; Mycosphaerellales; Mycosphaerellaceae
Exons: 2
Coding region: 1-2415 (804 amino acids)
Biological process (GO): mitochondrial translation; ribosome disassembly
Cellular component (GO): mitochondrion
Molecular function (GO): GTPase activity; GTP binding
Source: RefSeq, a predicted model, not a curated record